AUGAGCGCUAAGGCGCGCGUUGUGCGGAAAAUACCGGAUGAGGAAACAGAUAAGGAAGCGGAUGUGCAAAGCGAGUGCAAACGCAGAGCGAGUGUUAUAACAAGCGCGGAUAAAGUGCGCCCAAGUGGUGACUACUACUCUAAGGUAAAACCCAAUAGUGAGGGAAGUACAGCAAAGGGGAGUAAUAAUGAUGAUGUACGCUGCAAUGCUUGUUACAAACCACGAGGCAAGGGAUAUGACGUACCAAUGAGGGCGCUUAAGCGCGAGAAAGUGCGCAAGGAAAGUACCGCGCCUAUGGCGCGUUUCGCGGGAAAGCUGCACAUUGCGUCAGCUCAGGACAAGAAGCAUGCAGUCAUCCACAUGACCUGGAAACUUGAGUUGAUUGAGAGGCAGAAGGUGUUCAUGCAGUCACUCCGGAAAGAGCAGGAAGCAGAGCUUAAGAUUGCAGAGACCGAAAUGGAGUUCUUCAGGCAGCUUGCAAUUUUCGCAGAAGAACUGGAUGAUCUCGAUGUCGCUGAUGCACAGUAUAGACAGUUUUCGGCUCAAGGGAGGAAGUGUGUUGCCCCAUUCGCUAACAGCAGCGACAUGGAACUUUCUCCCAAUGAACUCGAGGCAGAUGAUGAUUCCUACUCCUCAGGCUCCCACAGUGAUGGGGGGUCGGAUGACCUCAUUUAUGGAGCGAAUGAAUAG
Suillus subalutaceus is the source of this 690-nucleotide messenger RNA. RefSeq lists its product as uncharacterized. Bases 1 to 690 code for a protein of 229 amino acids. The transcript is spliced from 7 exons. Lineage: Eukaryota; Fungi; Basidiomycota; Agaricomycetes; Boletales; Suillaceae. The record is from RefSeq and is a predicted model, not a curated record.